Molecule: messenger RNA, 1032 nt
Organism: Penicillium alfredii
Lineage: Eukaryota; Fungi; Ascomycota; Eurotiomycetes; Eurotiales; Aspergillaceae
Product: C2H2-type zinc finger protein
Exons: 2
Coding region: 1-1032 (343 amino acids)
Biological process (GO): regulation of transcription by RNA polymerase II
Cellular component (GO): nucleus
Molecular function (GO): RNA polymerase II cis-regulatory region sequence-specific DNA binding; DNA-binding transcription factor activity, RNA polymerase II-specific
Source: RefSeq, a predicted model, not a curated record
AUGGAUCUCGCCAGCCUUCUCUCACAUGGCGCCCCGGGCCCUAAGGCCUAUGCACCUUACACUCCCAAGGAAUCCGGGCCCUACAAGCGCUCGCCACAGCCGCCUCUGUCACCGCCCGUCGACGAGCCCAAGUGCUCGCUGCCUUCAAUCUCGACUCUGCUCGAGGGUGCCGAUGGUGCGCAGCAUGCAGCCAAACGCCAACGUCUCUCUCCUACAUCCCACCGCGAGCGGGAUACCCGUCACUCCUAUGACUCGGUCUGCCUGCCGCCCACGCCGCCCCUGCGGCCGGGCUCGGGCUCGGGCCACAGCGCAGCCACCUCGCCCACAGACCUAAGCUCCUCCAAGCCCGACUCAGUUCGCCGCCUGUCCAGCCCGGGUACCACGCACAUGCCCGCCGCGGCGCCCUACGCCUCGCCGGCCCCCAGUGUGUCAUCGUACUCGUCGCCCGUUGACGUCACGCCCUCGGCUACUGCCAUAUACUACGGCCGGCCACCGGCUACGGCAACCUUCCAACCGGCCACGCAAGUGCCCGCCGCCCCGAUGCCCCAGCCUCAUCAUCAGCACCAGCAGCGCCAGCACGCACACCCGGCAGCAUCCCGCGCCCCAGCACCCACUCAAGCAUCCGGGCCCACUGCCCCUCCCCAACAACAGCACCACCACCAACAACAACAACCACAGCAACGCACUGCCUCAGCCUCAGCCCCGGCACCAGCACAGGCCCCGGCACCGUCUUCCUCCUCGCCAGCCCAGAUCUCUCCAGUUACUCCGGCCUGGCAACACCACCAUUACUUCCCGCCCUCCUCCACGGCAGCCUACCCACAGAACCAUGACCGCUACAUCUGCCGCACCUGCCACAAGGCGUUCUCGCGGCCGUCGUCGCUGCGCAUCCACUCGCACUCGCACACGGGCGAGAAGCCGUUCCGCUGUACGCAUGCCGGCUGUGGCAAGGCAUUCUCGGUGCGCAGUAACAUGAAGCGCCAUGAGCGGGGGUGUCACUCGGGACGACCUGCUGCUGCUGCUCUUGUUGUUUGA